AUGAAAUAUGGUGGCCAACAUAAAGCAUUUGAAAGUCUCGUAGAAAAGUAUGGAAGUUCGAUUUUGGGUGUAAAGCUCGGGAGAGAAUUGGUUGUUGUAGCUUAUACUUGUGACAUUGUAAAAGAGAUUCUUACAAGACAAGAGUUUGAUGGUCGACCAGACAAUUUCUUUAUUAGACUGCGAACAAUGGGAACAAGAUUGGGCAUUACUUGUACUGAUGGGAAAUUGUGGAAUGAACAAAGAAGCUUCGUUAUGAGACAUUUGAGAAAUGUUGGCUACGGAAAAUCUAGAAUGGAGGAUCAGAUUCAAAGCGAAUUGAAGGAACUCACUCAUUCUAUUGAGGAAUUUGAAGGUGAGUUCAAAUCUUACAGAAUGACUGCUUUAUAA
Messenger RNA from Clunio marinus, 387 nucleotides. NCBI's taxonomy places the organism in Eukaryota, Metazoa, Arthropoda, Insecta, Diptera, Chironomidae. The record is from the annotation of a GenBank genome assembly.